CUGUCAGGCUGGAAAGUGGAAACUGUAACCAUUUCGUUUACUACUGAUAUUUAAUGUAUUUCAUGAAAUAAUUCCACAUAACAAUAAUGUUGGAAGGUGUCAAACGUGUCAUUUUAGUGCUUUCAGGUAAAGGUGGCGUAGGGAAAUCUACAGUUAGUACACAGCUAGCUUUGACACUCAAAGAAAAAGGGUAUAAGGUCGGGCUCUUAGAUAUAGACUUAUGUGGGCCCAGUGUGCCCUAUCUGCUGAAUCUAGAAAACCAAAGUGUUCACCAAGGUCCUCAUGGUUGGAUACCAGUAUAUUUGGACAAAGAGCAGAGAUUAGGCGUAAUGUCCAUUGGUUUUCUACUUAAUUCCCGGAAUGAUGCUGUGGUGUGGAGAGGGCCAAAAAAGACUUCAAUGAUCAAACAGUUUUUGGAAGAUGUGUGCUGGCAGGACUUGGAUUUUCUAGUGAUUGAUACUCCACCAGGAACUUCAGAUGAACACAUAACAGUGAUGGAAAACCUACGACAGGUGCCACAAUGUUCAGCUGUAUUAGUAACCACCCCACAGCAGGUCGCUAUUGAAGAUGUCCGGAAAGAAAUCACAUUCUGCAAUAAAACAGGGAUACCUAUAUUUGGCAUAGUAGAAAAUAUGAGCGGUUAUGAAUGCCCAAAUUGCAGUGAAUGUACGAAUAUAUUCUCCAGCGGUGGUGGUCAGUCACUCGCAGAAUAUGCAAAGAUACCUUAUUUGGGCAGCAUUCCCAUUGACCCCAGAGUGGGCAGUUUAGCAGGCGAGGGAAAAGCGGCCAUCAAGGAAUUACCAGAGUCGAAAACAAGUAAAGUUUUUACCGAUUUGGUUACUCAAUUAACUGAAUCUUCUAAAAAUGGCGAUAUGAAGUGACA
Messenger RNA from Chilo suppressalis (striped riceborer), 883 nucleotides. NCBI's taxonomy places the organism in Eukaryota, Metazoa, Arthropoda, Insecta, Lepidoptera, Crambidae. The record is from the annotation of a GenBank genome assembly.